UCUCUCUCUCUCUAAAGAUCGCUCCUUUUUCUCUCUACCCUUUUAGAUUCCUUCUUGGGUUCUUCUCUUAUCCUCUCUUAUCUCUCUCUCAAUCCGCAUCCCCACAUACAUUUCAUUUCAUUUCAUUUCUGUAUAUAUAUAUAUACAGAGAGAGAGAGAGAGACAUGGUAACCGAAUCUCAUCUGAUAAUUUAAUUAUGGAUCCGAUUCUUCAUUAUGUACCCAAAACGCUAAUCGAUUUCCUCGGAGUGUUAUCGGCGAUCGAUGAUAUCACAGAGAGAUCUUCGAAAUUAGAUGGGUUUGUAGAGAUGUUAGAACAAGAGAAGAGGAAAAUCAAUGCCUUCAAACGGGAGCUUCCUCUCUGCAUGCGUCUUAUGGAUGAUGCAAUUCGGAUAUUGAAAGAGGCGGAAGAGAUCAGUCACUGUAGUAAGAGACGAGACCUUCAGCCGGUUGAAUUUAUACCUUUGAAGGAAAACUAUUCUAAUGGAGAAGAUGAAGAAGCCAUUGUUGAAUUAACCAAGGAUAGUAGUAUAGAUAAGAGAACUUGGCUGAGCUCUGCUCAGCUUUGGAAGAGUUGUGAUGAAUUAGACCACAAUCGGAAGCAAAAGCAAAAUUCAAUUUCACAAGGUCGCGAUGAGGAAAAGGUUCAGUCUUUAGUUGAAGAUCCAUCUAAUUCUGCUAAAAGAAAGAAACCAUUUAUGCCAUUUACUGUGAAUCGAACAAGAAACGAUGAUAAACCGGAAUUACGAGUUGCUUCUGGAUUUCCCCUUGUCGUUCCUUCAGUAAAGGGUUGUAAAAAUGAAUCAGAUUUACAGAUUACACGGCAGCCGGUGCAGCCGACGACGACUAUAAGAAAGCAAAGGCGAUGCUGGUCGCCUGAACUCCACCGGCGAUUCGUCGAGUCCCUGCAAAAACUCGGGGGAUCCCAUGUUGCGACGCCGAGGCAGAUAAGAGAAUUAAUGCAAAUCGACAGCCUCACGAAUGAUGAAGUGAAGAGCCAUUUGCAAAAAUACCGUCUCCACAACGCUAAAAAAGCUCCUGCGGUCACGAGCGGCGAGAACCGGGCUGUGAUGAUUCUUGGUGGGCUAUUAACGGGUAAAGAUCAUGAGAAUAGUGAAUCGUGGAAACAGAGUAGCAGUUCCCAAUCUGAAUCCCCACAAGGUCCUUUCGAUUCUGCUGUGGGAACGAGCGCUGAGGAAGAAGACGAUAGAUCAGAGAGCUGUGGCUGGAAAAACCAGAUCUUUAUAUAAUAGAAACAACAACAACAACAACAACAGAAUCAAUGAAUGGCUGCUGAAAUAAGAAAAGUUUUGCCGAUAAAGACUACAUCUUUCAUAAACUGUUUGAUAAAUGGUGUUCUCUUGCUAAAUCAAGAACCCUUUUUAAUAUUGUUAAUUUCAAGUA
Messenger RNA from Impatiens glandulifera, 1403 nucleotides. Its product is annotated as transcription factor HHO2-like. Gene Ontology annotation, biological process: regulation of DNA-templated transcription. The coding region runs from base 197 to 1249 and encodes 350 amino acids. The transcript has 4 exons. Gene Ontology annotation, molecular function: DNA binding; DNA-binding transcription factor activity. The record is from RefSeq and is a predicted model, not a curated record. Lineage: Eukaryota; Viridiplantae; Streptophyta; Magnoliopsida; Ericales; Balsaminaceae.